Molecule: messenger RNA, 999 nt
Organism: Alnus glutinosa
Lineage: Eukaryota; Viridiplantae; Streptophyta; Magnoliopsida; Fagales; Betulaceae
Exons: 1
Coding region: 188-664 (158 amino acids)
Source: RefSeq, a predicted model, not a curated record
UUUUUACAGCUUGGCUCCCCACCACAAAUCAGAUCCGCCUAAAUCGUUAACCUUUUUGCUUCGUUAAAAGCUUCCCCUUGCCCAUGAGUCAUGACUCGACCAUCGAAGCCUUGCCAAAGCCCCGAGCCCCCAGCCAACCUUUCUGCUACCAAAAGGAGCGUAUUUACGUUGCAUAGCUUCCAUAAAAAUGCCCAGAAAAAGAUUACCCAUUCUCCAAAAGCUCUCAAAUCUUCUCAAAGUUUCAAUCUUCGUUGCCAAAAUGAGAAAACCCAUCAUUCCAAAGCUCAUUUUUCUUAAGAAAGCAAGGAGGCUCAAGAAGUUCAAGCUUCUCAAGCGUUACCCCUAUGGUUUUCUUGAAGAGUACCAGUUCUCUGCCUCGAGCACUCCCCUCAUUCACCACCACAGAAAUCAUUUCAAGAGCCGAAGGCUUCGAGAUAUCUAUUCGAUGUUCUUUCUUUGUAGUUGUUUGGGUAGCUUGAGAGCUGAAAAAGGAGUUGCAGAUUAUAGAUUAGAAUCUCUGCCUGCCAUAGAAGAUGCCAUUGCAGGGCAAUUUUUGGAGCCGUUUGAUUCGGGUGAUGAAGAAGAUUCAGUUGAUCAGAGGGCUGAGAGGUUUAUUCGGAGAUUCUACGAAGAGAUGAGAAUGGAGAGGCAAGAAUCACUUUAGCAACUCAACCAUGCUGUUAUCAAAUUUUGUUGUUUUUGCUUUUUUUAUUUUAUUUUUUUUAUUUAUUUUAUUUUUUUUUAUUUCUCUGUUGUCUAAUCUCCAAAUGAUUUUUGGUGACAGUGGAGAUAGGCUUUGAUUUCACUGUUUGUUCAGAGAUUUUUUACUGUGUGGAGCUUUGAAUUUUUUAUUGAGUGGCAGUGUAGUUAGUUGGUUUGAAUUAAUUAUUCAAUGUAGCUAAGUUGCCACUUGCCUUCUUGGUUAUUGCUUUGGUUGGAUGGAGAUAAGCAGUGGAGCGUAGGGCAUUGGUCUGGACGCACUUUUCUGUUUUUGGUCAA